GGAGUUUACGAGGUGUGCUUGAACGCAGCAUGUGGGAGGAGUUUGAGAGCGCUGAAGUUUAGCAUAGCAGCAGGAAACACUGCGGCUAUUUCUACCGGACGAAAAAAGGAAGACUCGUACGAUAAGGUACAAGGCAGUGAAUUAUAAUUACCUCUCAUUUGCUCUUUAAUCAACCGGGUUUUGUGUCUACGGGAUUUCGGCAUUUUCUAUAAAGGAGAAGCACUUUGGUUUGAAGUGAGUGGACUGGGACUGUAGAAGAAACCUGUUCAGCUGUGCACGUCGGCGGAGACACGGCUGCUCUGAAUCAGGUGGGCAGCGGGCCUGCAGUGGCCUAGAGUCUCCACACUGAGAGCAUGAAGAGGUUCAGACGACACGGCCACGAGUCCCAAAGAGAUCGGCUAAAACAGGAACUUUUUCAGUUCAACAAGACUGUGGAGCAUGGGUUUCCUCACCAGCCUAGUGCUCUGGGCUACAGCCCCUCCCUCCAGCUACUGGCCAUCGGCAGCCGGUCUGGAGCCAUUAAACUGUUCGGAGCCCCUGGAGUGGAGUUUAUGGGUUUACAUGAUGAGAGUGCUGCAGUGACCCAAGUGCACUUUCUUCCACACCAGGUUGAGCUGGUCACACUGCUGGAUGACAACAGUUUGCACAUGUGGACUUUACAAGCACAUAAAGGCCUUUCAGAACUGCUAGAGAUCGGACGCUUCACUUUGACUGGACCACCGGGGGCUCUUCCACAUGUGACCAGAGUGACAGCUGUCCUGCCCCACUCGUCCGGUGAGCUGCUGCUGUUGGGGACAGAAGGGGGGCAUGUAUUUAUUGUGGAGGUCCCUGGGUUCAGAGAGCUGGAGGAGCGAAACAUCAGCUUGGACCAGGUGCAGAGCAGUGUCCCAGAAGACUACAUUGGUCGCAGAAGCCUGGAGCAUGUAGAGGCGCUGCAGGAGAACCCAGUCGACUCAAAUCAGGUGGUGAUCGGGUACGACCGUGGCCUCAUGGUGGUAUGGGACCUAGAAAAGCACUGCGCUGUUCAGCACAUCCCAGCCACACAGCAACUAGAAAGUGUGUGGUGGACAGAAGAUGGGAGCUAUAUCCUGAGCUCACACAGCGAUGGAAGCUACUGCCGGUGGAUGGUGGGCAACAGUGACCCCACCACUGAGGACGAAGAGAAGUCUGACAUUCCCUAUGGACACUUUCCCUGCAAAGCCAUAAUGAAAAUUAUGCAGCUGCCCACUGAAGAGGGGCCCCCUUUUCUGCUGUUUAGUGGAGGGAUGCCCAGAGCUAGUUAUGGAGAUCGACAUUGCAUCACAGUAAUUCACAGUAAAACACAUGUGGCUCUGGACUUUACUUCAAGGAUUAUAGACUUCUUUGUGAUCACAGAAGGACCUCAAAAUACAGGUGAUCCCAGUGCUCUGGUGGUUCUGGUGGAGGAGGAGCUUGUGGUGAUUGACUUGCAGACAGAAGGCUGGCCCGUCAUACAGACCCCAUACCUGGUCCCUCUGCACAGUUCCGCUAUCACCUGCUCUCACCACGUCUCCUCCAUCCCGUUCAAACUGUGGGAGCGGAUCAGUGCAGCCGGUGACCUGCAGCACACGCACUACUCCAAAAAGCCUUGGCCCAUAACUGGAGGUCAAAGCCAGGCCGCAGAUCCUCCUCAGAGAGACCUGCUCCUCACAGGGCAUGAGGAUGGGACAGUGCGUUUCUGGGAUGCCUCAGGGGUCUGCCUCUACCCUCUGUACAAGCUGAGUACUGCCAUAGCAUUUGACACAGAUGCAGACCCCAACGACAACAUGAACCAAAGCAGUGAAGGAGAGUGGCCACCUUUUAGAAAGGUGGGCUGCUUUGACCCAUACAGCGAUGAUCCUCGGCUGGGUAUCCAAAAGAUACAUUUGUGUAAAUACAGCGGCUACCUUAUUGUGGCUGGCACAGCUGGACAGAUCCUCGUGAUGGAGCUGAACGAUGAAGCGGCCGAGCAGAGCAUUGAGGCCAAAGUCGUGGACCUGCUACAAGGCCAAGAGGGAUUCCGCUGGAAGGGCCACACUCGGCUGGAUGUGCGUGAGGAGCCGGUGUUGUUCCCUCCAGGUUUUCAGCCGUUCGCUUUGGUCCAGUGUCAGCCUCCUGCGGUGGUCACUGCCCUCAACCUUCACUCAGAAUGGAAACUCGUCGCUUUUGGCACCAGCCAUGGAUUUGGAUUAUUUGAUUAUCACCAAAAGAACAGUGUUUUUGUCAAGUGCACCUUAAACCCCAGUGAUCAGCUGGCCAUGGAGGGGCCACUGUCCAGAGUGAAGAGUAUCAAAAAGUCUCUUCGUCAGUCCUUCAGAAGAAUUCGUCGUAGUAGAGUGUCUCUUCGCAAACAUCACGUCAACAAUGCUGCAAAGCUGCAGGAAGCCAAUGCUCGUCUGGAGGCUGAGCUAGCAGAGAUGGAGCUGGCCCCUGUUCAGAGAAAGAUCGAGGCGCGCUCUUCAGAUGACUCUUUCACGGGAUUGGUCCGAACACUGUACUUCGCUGACACCUUCCUAUCGGACAGUUCUCACAACACUCCCUCACUGUGGGCGGGCACUAAUGGAGGUGGUGUGUUUGCCUACAUGCUGCGAAUUCCUCCUGUGGAGCACCGUGCAGAGGAGCCCGUCACAGCACAGCCAGCGAAAGAGAUCCAGCUGAUGCACCGAGCGCCUGUGCUUGGGAUCGUGGUGUUAGACGGACAUGGCACUCCACUGCCAGAGCCCCUGGAGGUGGCACAUGACCUUGCCCGCUCUCCGGACAUGCAUGGCUCACACCAUGUGCUGGUGGUUUCAGAGGAGCAGUUUAAGAUUUUUACGUUGCCAAAAGUUAGUGCUAAAAUGAAACUGAAGCUCACAGCCGUGGAUGGGUCCAGAGUGCGAAAAGUUGGGGUGGCCUCAUUUGGCAGUAACAGAACAGAGGAGUACAGUGAGAGUGACCUAAUUUUCCUCACCAAUCAGGGCGAUGUCCAUGUUGUCUCACUGCCUUCACUCAAAAUGCAGGUGCAUUACCCCUGCAUCCGCAAAGAGGAUGUGAGCGGCAUUGCAUCAUGUGUCUUCACUAAGCAUGGCCAAGGUUUCUAUCUCAUUUCUCCAUCUGAGUUUGAGCGCUUCUCUUUGUCCACGCGCUCUCUAGUGGAGUUACGCUGCCUGGUGGAGGCCCCUCUCCACCAGCGCUCUCAGACAGACGGUGCUAAUGCUGUUCACAGAACUUCUGAGAAGGAUGAUGAUGAUGCAGAGAGUGCAGCGCGGCGUGUGAUGGAGCAUGCUCUGCUCAAUGAUGAGAAAGUCCUACAGGAGAUCCAAAAGUCACUGGAAGGGGGUCCUUUGUUAUUGGAGAAUAAUUUAUAGAGUGCUGUGGCCUAUUGGAUGUAUAAAAGAGUUUAACCUGUGAACAACCACUAAUGACCUUGACCUCAGACUGAUAGCACACAUUUCCCCCUGGUGGAGAGAUCACGCCUGCUUGAGGAGAAACUUGUGCCUAAAGACCAGCCACUGUACACAACUUACCAAAGCACAUAUGCACAUCACGUGACCACAGUCAUAGAGCUUUUAGAUAGGACAUGGAUGGUAAUGUAGAAUAAUCUCGUAGAGGGUGUUCCAUCAAAAUGUGCCUCUUUUUUAAUAUCUUGAAGUAGACCCUUUUAAAUUAAGUAUGAAGAAUAAGAAUUACCAACCAAAAAUACUGAAAUAUUCUUGGAUUUUGUAAACAAAACUUGUAAAAUAUAGGACAUUUUUAUUUUCAUAAUUUAAUUUUGUUUGGAGAAUUUGAUCUACUGUGAAAUCUUUUGUAAAUUCAAAUUACUUUUUUACUGUUGAUCAUUUUUAGUUUUUAUCUUUUAGCAGUAUCUUUCACUUUAUUUUCAACCCCAAAUGAUGUAUGCAAUACCACAUAAAUGCAACUAUUUAAGCAAUACUUUCAAAAAAGGGGUAGGAUUUCAUAUUAGUUUUCAGUGCUGCCUCUUGAAAUUUCAUCACUAUAUUUUUAAAUACUGUACUGUACUACUGGUGACUUGCCGUCCUCGAAAUCACAGUAAUACAAAGGUACUGCUACUGCUUUUAAUAGGAACUCUAAAAAAUGUCUGUAAACAUUUGUAACCUGAGCAAAUAUUAUAUAAUUUAGACUGUACUUGUAAAUGUAAGCUAUUAGUCUAAUCUUUCAAUGUAUGAAUGCACUACUGUCUGUUCAAGUGCUGUUGGAUGGGGUUGGCUGCUGCUAGGGCACAUUUUGGUACUGUCUCCGAAUGCUGGGUUUUAGUAUCUGCUUAGAAUAUAUUUUUAUAGAUUGUGAACUCUUAAUUUUCUAAUUUGUAUUUUACACUACAGUUUAUUGAUCCUAAUUAUAACAUGUUUAUCUGUAA
This is a messenger RNA of Periophthalmus magnuspinnatus, 4354 nucleotides long. RefSeq names its product LLGL scribble cell polarity complex component 2 (gene llgl2). The transcript has 27 exons. Gene Ontology annotation, cellular component: plasma membrane; cortical actin cytoskeleton; cytoplasm. The coding region runs from base 354 to 3344 and encodes 996 amino acids. Gene Ontology annotation, molecular function: myosin II binding; GTPase activator activity. The record is from RefSeq and is a predicted model, not a curated record. Gene Ontology annotation, biological process: cortical actin cytoskeleton organization; regulation of protein secretion; establishment of spindle orientation. NCBI's taxonomy places the organism in Eukaryota, Metazoa, Chordata, Actinopteri, Gobiiformes, Gobiidae.